This is a messenger RNA of Amborella trichopoda, 3040 nucleotides long. Its product is annotated as O-fucosyltransferase 35. NCBI's taxonomy places the organism in Eukaryota, Viridiplantae, Streptophyta, Magnoliopsida, Amborellales, Amborellaceae. The record is from RefSeq and is a predicted model, not a curated record. Gene Ontology annotation, cellular component: Golgi apparatus; cytoplasm; chloroplast.
GUCAGUAAUGGCGGGCAGUAUGUGAUGGAGGAAAGAGGUAUUGAGAAUUUGUGGGAGAGAUGGAAUCCUGCGAGUGAAUUUUAAGACCAGAGAGAGAAUUUCAGAAAGAGAGAGAGAGAGAGACCUGUGAUCCAGUCACGGUAUUUAAGUAAGCGGCGUCAGGAGUGGUCGAGUGAUUCUAGGGGAAAGAUUCUAGAGAGAGAGAUUUUAGAGAGAGAGUUUAUGAGAGAGAAGUGAUCUUAGUGUGGGAAUUUAUAGUUCACAUUUGCCGGCAUAAAGGGCCAGCUUUUGGGGGCUGCAAGAAAGAAGCUCCAUUAUUUCCCGUUAAUUUCUGCGACUUUACAGCCAUGACAGAGAACCAGUCCGGUCCGGUUAUGGAACUGUCCAAUGUCCAUCAAACCUUCUCUCUCCAUGACCAUUAGUCCAUUGGCGACCUGCAAAAGAAAACCCACAAAAAAUUAAUCAUGGGUUUUCAGUUUCAACCAAAUAAUGGUGAUGGAAUUGCCAUUUCUCAGAGAAACAACAGCCCAAGAUACUCAGAACCCAAAACCAGAAGAACCCACUCUUUCAAAAGAGGAAAUGGCAAUAACUUAGAUUUAGAAAUCCAAUUGAAAUCACCAAGAUCAGAGCGCAAUUUUUCUAGAGUUGAUGAGGGAGAAGGGGAGGCUUUUUCGGAGAACAGGAAGCAUGUCUCUAGAGUUUCUCAGAGAUCCCCUUUGUCUGGAAAAUAUGGGGGGAAGAAGAGCAGGGUUAAUGAUUAUGGAGAGAGAAGUAGUAAGAGAAAGUUUGGUCAUUUCAUGUUCUUCGUAUUUUGUGUGGGCUGCUUGUUGUUGGGUGUGUUGAAGAUCUUGGGUUCAUGGUGGAUUGGAUCUGGGUCCAGUAGUUUGGGUAUUCAUCAGGAAUCUUCAGUUACACCCAUCACAAGUCGAGGCUUUCCAAGGUCCCAUGACCAUGGACUAAGAGAGGGGAUUGAAAAUGAACGUACUUUAUUAACUGUCACGUCUUUUGCAAUUGAAAGCUCAUUUGGCCAGCUUCCUAGUUUCUGGUCCACGCCAAAUACUGAAAGCUUCAGACAAUGCAUCGAUAGGCCAAAAAGUUCCAAAAAAUCUGAAUCCAAGACAAAUGGGUAUAUCCUUAUAAAUGCUAAUGGUGGCUUGAAUCAGAUGAGAUUUGGGAUAUGUGACAUGGUAGCUGUUGCAAAGAUCAUGAAGGCAACUCUUGUCCUCCCCUCUCUUGACCACACUUCUUAUUGGGCUGAUGAGAGUGGCUUCAAAGAUUUGUUUGAUUGGCAACAUUUCAUUGAGACACUCAAGGAUGAUAUUGACAUAGUGGAGAGAUUACCUGAUGCUUAUGCUGGGAUUGAGCCCUUCAAGAAAACCCCUGUUUCUUGGUCCAAGGUCAGCUAUUACAAAUCAGAGGUCCUCCCUUCUUUAAAGCAACACAAAGUUAUGUACUUCACUCAUACUGAUUCUCGGCUUGCCAAUAAUGGGAUUCCAAGUUCAAUACAGAAGUUAAGGUGCCGAGUAAACUAUCAUGCUUUGAAGUACUCAGCUGCAAUAGAAGAGCUUGGGAAUACUCUGGUAUCAAGGAUGCGAAGGGGUGGAAGCCCCUAUAUUGCACUACAUCUCAGGUAUGAGAAGGACAUGCUAGCUUUCACAGGAUGCAGCCAUAACUUGACCAAGGAGGAAGGUGAAGAGCUCCGCCAAAUGAGGUAUGAGGUGAGCCAUUGGAAAGAGAAAGAAAUAGACGCGGUUGAGCGUAGAAAACAGGGGGGUUGCCCUCUCACUCCUCGAGAGACUUCCCUUCUCUUAAAGGCAUUGGGCUUCCCUCAAACAACCAACAUCUACUUGGUGGCUGGUGAAGCCUAUGGCAAUGGAAGCAUGCAAUACUUGAGAGAAGAAUUCCCAAACAUUUUCUCUCAUUCUUCUCUCACUACAGAGGAUGAGUUAAGGCCUUUCAGGAAUCAUCAGAACAUGCUUGCUGGGUUGGACUAUGUUGUGGCCCGCCAAAGUGAUGUCUUUAUCUACACCUAUGAUGGUAACAUGGCCAAGGCUGUGCAAGGGCACCGGCGUUUUGAGAACUUUAGGAAAACCAUAAACCCAGACCGGCAAAAUUUGGUAGAAUUGAUUGAUGCAUUGGACAAGGGCAAGAUCUCGUGGGAAGAGUUCAGUAAUAGGGUGAGAAAAUUACAUGAGGAUCGGGUUGGUGGGCCCUACAUGCGGGAGCCUGGAGAGUUUCCAAAGUUCGAGGAGAGUUUCUAUGCAAAUCCAAUGCCAGGUUGUAUAUGUGAAUCUCAUUGAAGGUAAUUAGUAGCUCUUAAAUGCCUCUCAGUGAAUAAGCUUUAGAGAGCCUGUUGUCCCUCUCCGCAAAGAGUCCUUUUAGCAGUUUGCGGGCCAAAUUCCAAAGCAAAGCCUAGGGCCAUGUGGAACAUUGAAGGCCAUCUCUAGGGGUUGUAUAUGAAGGCGGGUGAUGCUGACCGUGUUUGACCUAUAUUGCUCUAUUUCUCUUUCGCGCUCUCUCUGGGGCGAGAAUUAUGGUGUGGGAUUUGAACUCUGGUGUCUCCUUGGGCCACCCACCUAAGACUCUUACCAGCUGAAGAAGUUCUUGGUUACUGAGACCUGCGAUUUCUUGGAUAUGAAGAGAUGAAAUAAAACUGGCCCAUAGAAGGCUGGUUCUGAGAAUGGAGUUACUGUAAACAGAAAGUUAAUGUAAACAGAAAUGUUCGGAAAGCGAAGACUCUCUGAAGUUGCGGGUUAAGAAUUUUGUUUACAGGUAAUUAAAGAGUGUCGAAGUGUGAAGAGGCUGCAUACUUGGAAUUUACUUGAAUUUAUUUACAUUCACGUGAUCCUUAAACCAUUUUGAGGGCUGGAUGAGCCAGCGGAUUGUUCGUUGCAAGGUUGUUUGUUGGUGAUGGACACAGGAAAUUUCUUCAUGCAUUGUUCUCUGCAUGAAUUGAAAUGGUUUUGUUCCAUGGGAAGAAGUGUUGAUUGUAUCAAAGCUUCCAUUGAUAAUAAAGCUCUCUCUCUCUCUCUUGGCAUUC